AUGAAUGUACUAUCCCCCUUAUUAGAUGUUGCUUCCAAAAAUGGUAUAUUUAAAUAUCACCCCAAAUGCAAAAGGAUUUCUCUCACCCAUCUUUGUUUUGCUGAUGACCUGUUGGACUUUUUCCAUGGAUCCCUUGAUGAUGUGGUGGGUGUAUUAAGCACCUUAGAGGUCUUCUAUGAGCUUUCUGGCCUUAGACUUAAUGACAUGAAAACUGAGCUUUAUGCUUGUGGUGUAUCUGACCUUGUCCUUGAGCAUAUUCAUUCUGGUACUGGGUUUAAAGUUGGGAAACUCCCUGUUAGGUAUCUUGGUGUACCUUUGGUAACUAGGAAACUCACAGGGAAUGACUGCUCUGCUCUGGUGAUUAAAAUUAAGGAGAAGCUUAGCAAAUGGUCAAGCCACAUUCCUAAGUUCUCUUUGAUCUCUUGGAUGGAAAUUUUGGAUAGGCUGCCUACAAAGGAUAGGCUUGCAAGGUCUGGUUUGGCUGCGGAUACCUCCUGUGGAAUGAGCCCUUAUGCUGGUGUGAUAACCUUCAAUGGUUGUUACAAAAUCUCAAAGCUUGGGGUUGAUGUAAUUGCAUAG
Molecule: messenger RNA, 579 nt
Organism: Hibiscus syriacus
Lineage: Eukaryota; Viridiplantae; Streptophyta; Magnoliopsida; Malvales; Malvaceae
Exons: 4
Coding region: 1-579 (192 amino acids)
Source: RefSeq, a predicted model, not a curated record